Rhododendron vialii is the source of this 2739-nucleotide messenger RNA. RefSeq lists its product as uncharacterized. NCBI's taxonomy places the organism in Eukaryota, Viridiplantae, Streptophyta, Magnoliopsida, Ericales, Ericaceae. Gene Ontology annotation, molecular function: ATP binding; ligase activity, forming carbon-nitrogen bonds. The coding region runs from base 103 to 2199 and encodes 698 amino acids. The transcript is spliced from 11 exons. The record is from RefSeq and is a predicted model, not a curated record. Gene Ontology annotation, biological process: tRNA processing.
CCAACCGCUCUUUUGAAUCAAUUAAAACCUCAGCUCUCCUUCUUCUUCACGAAACGCUACAGAGCGCCAGGGGUGCGCCGAUUAGACAGCCGCCGCCAGUAGAUGGCGCGAGGGCUCCUCGUCUCUACGCAGAGCAACACCACCUCGCGCCUCAUACUCGCCUCCAUUUCUAGGGUUUCCUCCCCGCCUCGUUUCACCAAAAUCCGUUUCUCUCUCUCCGUUCCUUCCACUAAUCGCUCACUCUGCAGUUGCUCCAAUCGCCAAAAUGAGGCGGUCGACAUGGCGGGGUACAGAGAAGCCUUUGCGAAGAGGAUGGCCUUGGCUGGACUCAAACCUCAUCACCGCAUCGCUCUUGGAGUUUCGGGUGGUCCCGACAGUAUUGCUUUGUGCGUACUAGCAGCCAACUGGAAAACCAACAGCACAAAUGCGGCCAGGCGCCAGGAUAGUGGUUUCAUUGAUGGGCUUUUGGCAAUAGUAGUUGAUCAUGGAUUGCGUGCUGAAAGUAAAGAAGAGGCAAGCAUUGUGUCUCGUCGGGUUCUGGAUAUGGGAAUCAGGUGUGAGAUUACCUGCUGUGAAUGGUUAGAUGGUCGGCCAAAGAAGGGUCACUUGCAAGAAGCAGCUCGUGACAGGAGGUAUCAAAUUUUUCAGAAUGUCUGCAUUCAACAUCAGAUUGGUGUGUUAUUAAUUGCUCACCAUGCAGAUGAUCAGGCUGAGUUGUUCAUUCUUAGACUAUCUCGCAACAGUGGUGUGCUUGGACUUGCUGGCAUGGCCUUUGCCUCUCAGUUGUACCCUACAUAUCCAGAUUCUACUGAUGAAGCUUCAAAUAGUCAUGGUAUUUUACUAGUACGACCGCUCUUGGAGUUCUCAAAAGAGGAUAUGUACAAGAUUUGUCAAGGGGAUAAUCAAGAAUGGGUGGAAGAUCCAACUAAUCAAAGUGCAUUGUUUGCUCGUAAUAGGAUCCGAAUAGCAUUGAAGAAACUUUCGUCAUACAUGUUGAAUUCUGAUAUACAAGCAGUCAUUUCUGCCUGUCGAACAACACGCUUGUAUGUUGACCAAUUUUGUGAUAAUUUGAUAAAUCAGUCAGUGACCAUCACGGCACAAGGUUAUGCUGUUAUUGAUUUAGAGAUUCUCAGUCCAUCAAAAAUCAAGGACAUUUGUCUCUCAAAAUUUGUUGCCUUGGUACUGCAGUUCAUCUCACAGAGGCACAGACCAGUUCGUGGUAGUGCUUUAAAGUCGCUGUUGGACUACUUUCGCACUUUCCCAUGUAAGACUUCAUUUACAGCCGCUGGUUGUUACCUUUGUCCGGCUCCUGGCUCUAAAGGCACCAAAGUCCUCGUUUGUUGCUCUGUUGAUUUUUCUCUGCCUUCGAAGGUGGAGUUGUUCCACAAACUCUCGGAUCAAGAAAAGAAGCAAUUUUUUCUGCCUGAGGUAGUACAAAUUAUAGCAGAUGGAAAAUCACAUGUAGAUCACUUGGUUGCAGAUGCUUCAGAAGUGCAUUUUCUGGAUGUAACAUCUUCCGAGUCUGUUUUACUUGAAGCAAAAAGACACAAUAUUCUUAGCGAGUCUACCUAUAGGACUGUCCUUUCAUUACAGAGAAAUGAAACUAACAAUUUCAGAUCCAAAACCAUAGAGUUAUCAGACACAGAGUUAAAAAAUGAAGUGGAAUCUGUGGGUAGUUCUGUGAGUGAAGCGCUUAAGCCCGGACAAAUUGGUUACUUUAUGAAUAGAUUCUUGGUCAAGUGGGAGUGGACUCAGAAAAUUGCCUUUGAUGCACAUUCCAUAGCUGGGGCUACUAGUGACCUGAAUUUGGGAAGAGAGAGAAAGGGUUGCUAUUGGAGUUCUUGUCUUAUGUGUCAUAACAAGGUAGCCGAGGUGUGCCUCAUGGUUGAUGCACAUUGGAUGUAUCUUGCUGAGCUGUCACAGGGUUGUCACUUGGAAAAUUCUGAAAUGCAAAUGGAGCAAUUGAACGGAAAGAUCACCAUGUGUGCAGAUUAUGCACAGAUUUCGGCGCAAAGAGCCCUGGUUUUAUUGAAGACUAUCCCAGUUGCUGCAAGAAGAGGCCUGCCUGUUCUAGUCAAUUCUCUAGGGCAGUUACUAUGUAUACCGAGUAUUGGAUUCAAGCAUUGCCCUUGCUUGACAGGGUCUGCCGUUUUCAAGCCAAGAGUACCUCUUGGAGGAGGCCAUAGUUCAUUUAUCUAGUCUCGUUGAAGGGCUCUCCAUUGUUGUAUAGUGGGUGCUGGCAUGAUACCAUCUCUCAAGGCAGACAGACGCCUAAGCUUUUACCCAUCUCAGCUCACCACUAUGAAGAUGGUUGGCCCCUUCGUCACACAAUUCGGGAGAUACGUGUUAAGAACGCUCACUAUAUUCGCGAACUUAAUGUGCAGGUAUAGCACUAGUUGAUAUUUGCAGUCAGCGAAUUGCUUCUGUUUGAUUUAUGUGUUCCUGCUUCAUCCAGUUGAGGCGAUUUUUAGUGGCGCUCCAUACAUGAGCUGCCUCUUACGGUUCUUCUUUAGACGGACGUACAACUGCAAGAGAUGCAAUGAACUGAUGGGAUUUGUCAUGGAGACCACGGCACAUAUCAUGUCAAAAUAGUUGAUAAAUUAUUUUUCUGUUACAAGGGGUAGUAAUUUUAGUUCUUUUUUUAACACAUGACAAAAUCCUCUUUCAUGUAUAAUCUACCAUGUUACAUCAAUGAAGGUUAAGCUGAUAAUGAGCAAAAGUAGACAAAUUCAUUGGUUA